ACCUGACGCGGCUGCGGGCUGAAGAGACACAAGGGAAGUCGCUGUCGCCACAGUCAGAGCUUUUGCCGCCGUCGUCGUCACUGCCUGCAGCAGCCGGGACCCUCCGCCUCACCGCCUCCGCCUCGCCGCCCGCGCUAUGCCGUCGGAGAAGACCUUCAAGCAGCGCCGCACCUUCGAACAAAGAGUAGAAGAUGUCCGACUUAUCCGAGAGCAGCAUUCUACCAAAAUCCCAGUGAUAAUAGAACGGUACAAGGGUGAGAAGCAACUUCCUGUCCUGGACAAAACCAAAUUCCUUGUACCUGACCAUGUCAACAUGAGUGAGCUCAUCAAGAUCAUUAGGAGGCGCUUACAGCUCAACGCUAAUCAAGCCUUCUUCCUGUUAGUGAAUGGACACAGCAUGGUGAGUGUGUCCACACCGAUUUCUGAAGUGUAUGAAAGUGAGAAGGACGAAGACGGGUUCCUGUAUAUGGUAUACGCCUCUCAGGAGACAUUUGGAAUGAAAUUGUCUGUGUAAGACUAGAAAAAUGCAUCUGUUCUUGAAUUUUUUUAAACCCUUACCAAGAAAAAAAAAGGGAUAUUACCAACUGAGAUUAAUUGCUCAGUUCAUCCAGUCACAGAUCAUCAAAACAGUAGUGUUCCUGCCUAGGAGUUUUAGGAAGUUGUUUUGUCCUGCAAGCAGAAAAACUGAGCUCCAAAUGAGCACAUUCAGCUUUGGAAAAUUAUAUUAUUUAACCUAGGCUGUUUUGUUUUCAAAUUUAGAAGUUUAAAAAUAAAAUAUUUUGCAUUCUAAGUUGCCAAUAAAAUAGACCUUCACAUUGUUUUAAUGCUCUUACCCUAUUAGGAACCUUCAGUUUAAGCAGAGAGACAUUCUUCACUAGGUUCACUGAACCAGCCAACUUUUUGUAGAAGGGUUUCUAUUCAACUGGGGAAAUCUCUGUAAGAGGAUCUUUAAGCAUAAGUUGUCAAGCAUAGCCCCCCCGCUGUUUGCCAUAAUAGUUGGCAAGAAGCAGGGAAAAUGGGGGUAGGAAAACCCCGGACCGCUGCCCAAGGUUCCCGCUCCCAGUGUGCGCGUACCCGAGUCCGUGUGUGCUUGCGUAGACGAUAACGGAGAAGAGCACCACUGCUCCGUAAGAACCUGGAUAGUUCAGAAUUUUGGUCUAGUUUCUCAAAGGGCCCAGAGAAGGAACGCGUGACAUUUCUCCCGGUUCGUAUGUUCUCUAGGAAGUCAGACUGCUGUCUGCUUUGGCAAAGAAACAAGCUGUUCUAUCAGUUUCAUUCCUUAGGACAGUGCUAGAAGGUACGGAACACGAAAACUCAAGCAUUAAAAUUCAGAUGCGCUCCCUCUACCCUUUGGCCUAAAGCUGUAGAUGAUCCAUGUUCUAUGUUAAGUGUGUGACUCCUAUUAAAAAGCUACCACAUUUUUGAGAGUAUUUCAGUUGUCACUGUGGGUCAACCAACCAUUAAGGUUCCUCCACUCCUGAGUGCAUGUCAGCUGUGAAGAAAACAGCAGCAAAAGGAGACCUAAUGCUCUUUGCAGUUAUUAAUGUCAGAAGUUAAACAUUUUCCAAGUUCAACUAGACUAACCAGUGCUUCAUACUACCUGCAUGGGGUUCACUAUUUACUGUUUUUGUGGGAGUAGCACAGAAAGAUCACAGACCGCUUUACGCUGUGCUGUGGCAGGUCACGAUUUCCCUUCGUGUGUUUAGAUGUGUGUGGUAUCCCUGUACCUGUUAGUGUAAGUUACUUAUUAAUGGGGGGGGAGCAAUAGUACUGCAUAUGGGCACUUGACCCCCGACCUUCCAACAACUCUUCCCGCUGCAUGCAUCUGUCCGCGUGGCUAACUUUUAAUAUGUGUAUUUUUACAUUAUGUAAAUUCUUAAUCAGCCUGUCUUGUUUAGAUUGUAUACAUCAUUAUAUCUGACAUUCUUGUAACUACUGUGUGAUCAGUACUAUUCUUAGAAGAAAUUCUGCUUUUCAAAAAAACAAGUACCAUGCGGAGAGGGGUGACUUCGUUCCCACAUUAGUGGGUGGUCACUAGGAUCUCUAAACCAAGUACAUUUUUAAUGAACUAAGGUGAAUAAAGGCACAACUAAAAACUGUCA
Molecule: messenger RNA, 2102 nt
Organism: Ailuropoda melanoleuca (giant panda)
Lineage: Eukaryota; Metazoa; Chordata; Mammalia; Carnivora; Ursidae
Gene: MAP1LC3B
Product: microtubule associated protein 1 light chain 3 beta
Exons: 4
Coding region: 137-514 (125 amino acids)
Source: RefSeq, a predicted model, not a curated record